CUUGUCCUCUAGACUAUGGAGUCACUGAACAGUGGCAAACCUUUCUUGCAAGCUUUCUAUGUAGAUCUUCAGGGAGUCAUAAAAACCUUGAGGUAUUAUGCUGGCUGGGCAGACAAAAUCCACGGAAUGACCAUUCCUGUAGAUGGAGAUUAUUUUACGUUUACAAGACACGAACCCAUCGGAGUGUGUGGACAGAUCAUCCCUUGGAACUUCCCCCUGCUGAUGUUCGCAUGGAAGAUCGCCCCGGCGCUGUGCUGUGGCAAUACGGUCGUUAUCAAGCCGGCGGAGCAGACCCCCCUCAGCGCCCUCUACAUGGGAGCCCUCAUCAAGGAGGCUGGCUUUCCACCAGGAGUUGUCAAUAUUUUGCCAGGGUUUGGUCCAAUUGUUGGUGCAGCCAUAGCAUCUCAUGUUGGCAUCGACAAGAUUGCAUUUACUGGAUCCACUGAGGUUGGGAAGCUGAUCCAAGAAGCAGCUGGAAGGAGUAAUUUGAAGAGAGUUACACUGGAGCUGGGUGGGAAAAGCCCAAACAUUAUUUUUGCAGAUGCUGACUUGGACUACGCUGUUGAACAAGCUCACCAAGGGGUCUUCUUCAAUCAAGGUCAAUGUUGCACUGCAGGCUCACGGGUUUAUGUGGAAGAAUCGAUCUAUGAAGAGUUUGUUAGAAGAAGCGUAGAACGUGCAAAGAGGAGAGUUGUAGGAAGUCCUUUUGACCCAACUACGGAACAAGGUCCACAGAUUGAUAAAAAACAAUACAACAAGAUCUUGGAACUGAUCCAAAGCGGCAUUACUGAAGGAGCAAAACUUGAAUGUGGAGGUAAAGGGCUAGGAAGAAAGGGCUUCUUCAUUGAACCUACGGUGUUUUCCAAUGUCACAGAUGACAUGCGGAUUGCCAAGGAAGAGAUUUUUGGGCCUGUUCAAGAAAUACUGAGAUUUAAAACCAUGGAUGAAGUUAUAGAAAGAGCCAACAACUCUGAUUUUGGGCUGGUUGCUGCUGUCUUUACGAAUGACAUAAACAAGGCCCUGACAGUCUCUUCAGCAAUGCAGGCUGGGACAGUCUGGAUAAACUGCUACAAUGCCUUAAAUGCCCAAAGUCCUUUUGGAGGAUUCAAAAUGUCUGGCAACGGGAGAGAGAUGGGUGAAUGUGGACUGAGAGAAUAUUCUGAAGUUAAAACUGUGACAAUAAAAAUCCCUCAGAAGAACUCCUAAAAUGACAAAGGACCAUGUUGUGCAGAAGAGCACAUGAUGCCACCCUCUCUAUUCCUUACGGAGACCAGCACUCAGGAAUAAAAAGUGUUACACAAUAUUUAAGAAAUUAAGUUGCAACAUAUAUAUUGGGCACAUAAUUGCGUACAUAAUGCAAAUCAGCUCUGCAUGUUUUCAUAAAACUCUCCUGAGACUAGUUAAAUCUUUAUAAAACUAAUCAUAACAAGAGAUAAAAUUGCUAUUUGGCAUCAUUUAAUAAUGGUUCUAGCUAUAAAACUGUUAAAUACAAAUGCAUGCAUACACACAUUUAUCUCUUCUUUAAAUAAACAGAAUAAUUCUUACUGCUUUCAGGUUGCCUUCUCAAAAAGACCUGUCUUGUACUGACUGACAUUCUAGAUUCAAUCAGGGCUUUACAAGCCAGAUUUUACCCCAAAUGCUAGCAAUGAACAACAUAAACAAGUAACACUGAUGUUCUUCAAAAAUAAAAGACUCCGAAUGCUAAUGAAUCAAAACAUGGUAUAUUGGCAGCUUCCCAAUUAGCAUGCUCAUAUGAAGAGGUCAGACUGGAGUGGGAACCAAACCAUUAUAUGGACAAUGAAAUCCAAAUACUGAGCAGAAGUAUUUGUCUUUCAGGACCCACAGUGAUUUGGUUUUCAAAGCUUAUUUUCCUAAUUACUUUAUGUCUUGCUAUAAGCAAAAAAACCUUCCCUUGCUUACAGGAACUUGAGAGGUUUCACCUGCCUGCCAAAAGAGCAUGGCCAGACAGGGUGGAAAGCAGCUGUUAACAAGAAUGGGAACAGAUCCCAAGGCUUCACAGAAUAUUUCAGCUUUCACUGCUUGUCUAGUUUUGUUGCUGUUGUUACUUUCACCUUUUUUUUAAACAAGUAUAUGCACCCACAGACUUCAUUUCUUUGUCUGCUAUUGAACUGCCUCUGAUUACACUGGGAAUUACUAAGUAUUGACUGCAGAAGGAAGAACCCAGCAAAAGCCCACCUGACAAGAAGUAAGCUUGACUUUAUUUUCUUAAUAAGUGGUGGCUUGCCGUCUUCACCAUGGUUGUAAGCCUCAGGUGAGCUUCCUUACUGGCUGGCACUCACUUUUUCAGAAGUCUGUUCUUUUUUUGGCCCAGCCAAAAAUAAGAGCAAGUUCUUCUAGAAGUGAGAUGUUUAAAACCUGUCACAUUAUUACCUGCUGCCUACAGAAACUCUUCAAACUUGUAACUAACAAAUUAAACACCAUCUUUCUGCUUGCCAGCUGCAGAGCUCAUCAAUUCCCCAGACUUUUUAUUAAAGAGGUUUCAUUUAAUGUUUUAACAUGGAAUUAAGAAAAUUUAUUUUAGAAGUACAGUAAAUCAUCUGCACUAUGUAGCUACAUUAUCUGGGGUGUAAGGACAGAAUUACAGCCUCGGGUGUGACAGUCUUCCUAGUGGCAGAGUCUAUACUAUGAGCUGUUUAAAACUCCAGAUCUGAUCAGCAAAUUAUUUCUGCACAUCCUUAACUUGCUUUACUCUCUGAGGAGUUCCUCUCAGAUUUGAAGUUGUGUGUCCUUAAACAUACUGCUGGAUCAGGACAAGAGUAUCCAGUACUUUGUAGUGUGGUGAUCGUCAAUACUUUGUGUUUCUAACCCAUGUCAAAACUGUGUAUGUGUUUUUGAAGCAAUAUCUAUACAUGAGGUUGCUCAGAAAUGACAUUACAUUCACGGACAUGGUGAUGAAUCAAAAUAUUGCUGAGUUGUUAAAUGGAAAUGCCAUAUACUUCCAUAGUGUAUGUCA
Molecule: messenger RNA, 2974 nt
Organism: Merops nubicus (carmine bee-eater)
Lineage: Eukaryota; Metazoa; Chordata; Aves; Coraciiformes; Meropidae
Product: retinal dehydrogenase 2-like
Exons: 10
Molecular function (GO): aldehyde dehydrogenase (NAD+) activity
Source: RefSeq, a predicted model, not a curated record